Messenger RNA from Echinops telfairi (small Madagascar hedgehog), 399 nucleotides. It is a transcript of the gene PSORS1C2, whose product is annotated as psoriasis susceptibility 1 candidate 2. NCBI's taxonomy places the organism in Eukaryota, Metazoa, Chordata, Mammalia, Afrosoricida, Tenrecidae. The record is from RefSeq and is a predicted model, not a curated record. The coding region runs from base 1 to 399 and encodes 132 amino acids. The transcript has 2 exons.
AUGCUGAGCUGGAAACUAGUGGGGCUCCUGGCCCUGUGCCUGUGUUCCCAAGGCAUCUCAGGCAGUGGGGACCACCCCUCUCCCUCAUCCGCAGAGACCCUCGAGGAAGAGGACUCCCCGCCAUGGCCUCAGGGCCCUCCAGUCCCUGGGGACCCCUGGCCUGGGCCACCCCCAAUCUUUGAAGAUCCCCCACCUCCAGGUCCUGAUCGCCCCUGGGGAGACCUGCCUCCUACUGGAGUCUGGCCCCCUCAGCCUCCCACAACAGAUCCCCCGAAACCUCCCCUCCCGGAUGACCCAUGGCCAGCAGGACCCCAGCCCCCAGAAAAUCCCUGGCCCCCUGCCCCUGAGAUGGAUCAGGAGGAGCCAGACCUCGACCCGCCCCGGGAGGAGUACAGAUAG